AAGAACCCCAUCCCAAGAACCCCAUCCCAAGAAGCCCAUCCCAAGAAGCCCAUCCCAAGAACCCCACACCCGGGGCCUUCAGAGGGAUGGAGCUCAUCAUCCCUGGACGGAUGGACGCCCCCAAACAGGGUGACCUCCCAAGAGGGCGAGUUCACCCUACAAACCCCGCACUGCAGCCUUGAAACCCUCUGAAAACCCCAUCAGCGCGGGGGUCCCGCUGCCCUCCGGGACCCCACAAGGUGCCCCUGGCCCCGGCCUCGCCCCUGGGUGCGCGUUCGGCUUUUCCUGUUUCAGGUCGGGCUGCGAAGGCGAUGAGGAAACGAGGCGGCGUCACACGCGCCCUCCGCCACUGCGCCCCGCGAAUGUGACCGGGAGGAACCGGCACGGCGGCCGGGCCGAGCGAGGGGCUGCGGGCAGCGGCUCGGCCCCCCGGGAACGAUGUUCUCCCGGAAGAAGCGGGAGCUGAUAAAAACCCCCUCCAUCUCCAAGAAGAGCCGGGCGGGCAGCCCCGUCCCGCAGACGCUGCCGGACCUGUCCCGCAAGGAUUGCCUGGAGGCUCUGGGCUCUGGCACGGGGGAGCUGCCCCCGGGCAGUGCCAAGCUCAGCAGCAGCCCUGGCACCGUGGGCACCCUGAAGCGCCCCACCAGCCUGAGCCGCCAUGCCAGCGCUGCCAGCUUCUCCCUGCCCGCGGCCCCCCGCGCUGCACCCAAGGGCCACAAGAGCCCCAUGUCCCACAGCCCCAUGGAGGGCGCCGAGGGUCCCUUCAUCGACCCCGAGGACAUCUCCCAGCUGCUGGCGGACGUCGCCCGCUUCGCCGAUGCCCUGGAGAAGCUGCGGGACGUGGUGCUGCGCGAUGAGCCUAAGGAGCAGCAGCGGCCGCUGGCCCACGAGUGCCUGGGUGAAACCCUCCGUGUCCUGCGCCAGGUGAUCAAUAAGUACCCACUGCUCAACACCCUGGAGACCCUGACGGCCGCUGGGACCCUCAUCUCCAAAGUCAAGGGUUUCCACUAUGAAUCCAACAACGAGGCGGACAAGAGGGAGUUCGAGAAGGCGGUGGAGACCAUCGCCGUGGCCUUCAGCAGCACGGUGUCCGAGUUCCUCAUGGGGGAGGUGGACAGCAGCACCAUCCUCUCUGUCCCACCCAGCGACCAGAACCAGACUAUGGAGAGCCUCUACGGGGGGGUUCCUGGGCCUAGAGGAGAUGGAGUGCCCUCAGGCAUGGACAGCUACGACGCAGCCCGCCCCCCGGCCGAAGCAGUGGAUGUGAUGCUGCAGCGCUGCGAGGGCGGCGUGGAUGCUGCCCUGCAGUACGCCAAAACCAUCUCCAAGUACAUGAAGGACCUGAUCGGAUACCUGGAGAAAAAGACCACGCUGGAGAUGGACUUUGCCAAAGGGCUCCAGAAGUUGGCAAACAGCUGCAAGCAAACCAUCAGCCAGGAGACCAGCAUGCCUUUGCUGUCCAUCUAUCUGCUGGCCCUGGAGCAGGACAUGGAGCACGGGAUCUCAGUUGUGCAGGCAGCCAACACCCUGCAGCAGCAAACCUUCCUGCCGCCGCUGGUGGCCAGACGCCUGGAGCAUGAGAAACGCAGGAAGGAGAUCAAGGAGCAGUGGCACCGGGCGCAGAGGAAACUGCAAGAGGCGGAGGGGAACCUGCGCAAGGCCAAGCAGACGUACAUGCAGCGCAGCGAGGAGCACGACAAGGCCAAGUACGUGGCGGUGAAGGCAGAGGAGGAGCAGCAAAGCACCACCAGCAGCAUCACCACCAAAACCCUGGACAAGAAGAGGCGGCUGGAAGAGGAAGCCAAGAAUAAGGCAGAAGAGGCCAUGGCCACCUAUCGCACCUGCGUGGCCGACGCGAACACGCAGAAGCAGGAGCUGGAGGACACCAAGGUGAACUCGCUGCGGCAGAUCCACGAAGUGAUCAAACAGACUGACCAGGUCAUCAAGUCGGCCACCAUCUCCUUCUACCAGCUGAUGCACAUGCAGACAGCGCCGCUGCCCGUGAAUUUCCAGACGCUGUGCGAGAGCAGCAAGCUGUACGACCCGGGCCAGCAGUACGCCUCGCACGUGCGGCAGCUGCAGCGCGGCGACGAGCCCGACGUCCAGUACGACUUCGAGCCCUACGUGCCCCACAGCGCCUGGUCUCCCUUUACGCAGCCACACAAGGGCAGCUUCAGCGCCAGUGAGUUCUCCAGCGGUGCAGAGGGGGCUGGGGCUGGCUCGGAGGGAGCAGCAGGAGCCAAGGAGUCGCCAAGUGGGGCCGAGCGAAGAGGUGGGAGGGGACACCAGGUGCAUAAAUCCUGGCCAACCUCUGUGGCUGAUGCUGACAGCAGCCUGGAUUCCAGUGCAGGUGAAUUCAGCCGCAAGCUCCAGCGGCUCUCAUCCAACGGCACCGCGUCCUCCAGCGAGGAGCUGGAGGAGAAGGACGGGACCCCCACUCCCUUCGAGCAGAGCAUCAACGGGAUCUCCCCGGAGCUGGCAGCUCCCACAGGGCCCUUCAGGAACGUUGGCUUGUCCAAGGCUGCCCAGACCCAUCGGCUGAGGAAGCUCCGUGCCCCUUCCAAAUGUCGGGAGUGCAACAGCUACGUGUACUUCCAGGGAGCCGAGUGCGAGGAGUGCUACCUGGCCUGCCACAAGAAGUGCCUGGAGACUUUGGCCAUCCAGUGUGGGCACAAGAAGCUCCAGGGGAAGCUGCAGCUUUUUGGGCAGGACUUCACCAAGGCGUCUCGGGCCAGCCCAGAUGGGAUCCCCUUCGUCGUCAAGAAAUGCAUUUCAGAGAUUGAGAAACGGGCCCUGAAAACGAAGGGCAUUUACCGAGUUAACGGUGUCAAGACCCGUGUGGAGAAGCUUUGCCAGGCCUUUGAGAACGGGAAGGAGCUGGUGGAGCUGUCCCAGGCCUCCCCUCAUGACAUCAGCAACGUCCUGAAGCUCUACCUGAGACAGCUGCCAGAGCCCCUGAUGCCGUUCCGGCUGUACAACGAGCUGAUGGGGCUGGCCAAGGAGAGCCUGCAGGGCGGCGAGGCCAAGGGCCGCAGCGGGAAGGGCGGCCCCGAGCUGGUGGACAGAGGAGCCGACACGGAGCAGGUGGUGCUGAGCCUGGUGCUGAAGCUGAGGGAGCUGCUGAAGGAGCUCCCUUGCGAGAACAUGGCCACGCUCCAGUACCUCCUGCAGCACCUGAGGAGGAUCAUGGAAGUGGAACAGGACAACAAGAUGACCUCAGGCAACCUGGGCAUCGUCUUUGGGCCGACGCUGAUGCGCCCCAGGCCCACGGAUGCCACCAUUUCCUUGUCCUCGCUGGUGGAUUAUCCCCACCAAGCUCGGAUCAUUGAGGCACUCAUCAUCUUCUACCCCACCAUCUUUGAGCACAAGGACGUGGCAGCGGCCGAGCCCGGCAGACGCGGCUCGGGCGCCGCAGAGGAGGCGGCCAGCGGUGCUGAGCAGGUCCAUGCAGGCUCCCAGCCUGUGGCUCCUCUUGGCACCAGCCCCUACCUGGAGCUGCCCUCGGAGAAGGGGGAUUUGGCUUUCAGCGCCGACUCGCUCGCAGAGUCCGGCGACCGCUCCGUGGACUCCGACUCGGAGCUGGAGGACGGCGCGGAGCCCCGGGCACGCCUGGCCAAGCAGGGCAGCGAGACCAGCACGGAAGAGGUGAAUUUCUGUGACGAGGGCAGCGAGGGGCCCUGCAUGGGCCAGUCAGACGCAGAGGGCUCUGCUCCUCGCUGCUGCAGCCCUGGGGACGAGCAGAGCGAUGUGGAGGAACACCCCGAGAGCCGCAGCCCUGGCACCCCCAGGGACGCCACAAACCAGCCCAAGCUGCAGCCCCGGCUCAUCUGAGCCACCACAGACACUGGGAUGGACAAAGGGGCAAACCCCCAUGGCUGGCCAGAUGCUGGAAACUGGAAUGGAGGGGUGGCAGGGACAUGUGGCAGCCCGGGGGGGUUUGGUGUGUCAGCUGCAGGUGAGUCCUGGCUGAUUCCUGGCUGGAGUUUUCACACAAAACCCCUCAGUGCCCGGCCAGGGAACGGGGUCACAGCCUGCUGGGACCCCUGGCUCAGCUGGGACCAUGAAGGACCUUGCCUGGGUUUGGGCAAACCCUCUGCUUGUUCAGGACUGGGAAAGCACCCGGGGCUUUGCCUGUGCCAGGUGUUUUAUUUUUGUUGUGCUCCUGAAUCCCUGAAUCCCACACCUGUGCUGCAAGAUUGAGGUUGGCUGAGUCAAAGGACCUGAUGGCUGAGGGUGGAAGGGAGCCAGGGCUUCCAGGAGUGACAUGGAACAACAAUCACUCGAGAUGGGCAGGAGAAUGACACCACAGGACAGCUGGGACUGAGGGCAGCUCCCUGGGACAGCUGCAGCAGUGCCUGGGUUGGGGUGAAGCCCCUGCACCAUCUCACCCUGAGCCAGGCUUGGCUUUGGGGCUGUGCCACCUGCCAGGAUCUCAGGGGAUGUCCCUCACUGACACCUGACUGAACGAGGGCUCAGGAUGGAUUUCCUGCCCCAAAACCUCAGCACCGUGGCCCAGCUGAUGGCAUCUUCAUUCCUGCUUGGAUUGACAGGCAUUUGGAUUGGUGGGCACGUCCCUCCUUGGCAGGAGACAUGCAAAGAGUUACCACAGGCUGUGGUUUGCUUGUACAGUCAUUUUAUCUCCAAAAAGCUAUGCUGCAAGUCCAGGACUAACUCCCUCUGCUCAUGCUUCCUUUUCUGUAAAGGUAUGAAUCAACCCUUCAACAUGACUCCACUACCUCUGCUGGCAAAGGGACUAAACCCAAAGUGGUUUUAGGGGUUUUUUUAAAGCAAUGAGACUUUUCCUGCACUGAGGCACAGAGAAACAAGUUGAGUUUUAGCUUGGAAUGAGCUGAGAGCCUUUUCCUUCAUUCUCCUGCUUUGGGAGACAGAGCAGGUGGUGUUGGAGGGGGUCUCAGACCCUUGGUACUCCAGAACCAGGCAAUGGACAGGAGGUUUGAGCCCUCCGAGGUCGAUGGAGACCCCAUCUCAGCAAAGGUACAUAAACCCAGCUCAACUCACAGGUUGGAACUGAGCCAGAGAAGAGCUGGAGAGCCACAGGAUUUGUUGUGCCCUGCCACUCCUCCACAGCUAGCUGGAUUUUCCCAGGGCAGCAGGAGGAUGUGGGAAUGCUGCAGCCACGGCGGUACCGCGUGCGUGUGAGGGUGGGUGAGGAUGAUGAGGGUGAGUGUGAGUGAGAGAAGGGGCUAAAGCUGUGCUUGAGCUGCCCACAGCAGCAGCUCCCUCCUGGUUGUGUUGAUUCCAUGUUUGUCCUGACAGGCCCGUGCUGCUGCACAAUGCUGCCUUGCUGUGUUCACAUUGAUGAGCUUCCCAAAAAACCAAUAAAACCAGCAUGUUCUGA
Messenger RNA from Taeniopygia guttata (zebra finch), 5359 nucleotides. RefSeq names its product Rho GTPase activating protein 45 (gene ARHGAP45). Gene Ontology annotation, biological process: signal transduction; activation of GTPase activity. Gene Ontology annotation, molecular function: GTPase activator activity. Gene Ontology annotation, cellular component: membrane. Lineage: Eukaryota; Metazoa; Chordata; Aves; Passeriformes; Estrildidae. The record is from RefSeq and is a predicted model, not a curated record.